AUGACUACUUGCCGGCGCCGCACUACUCUCUUCCUCCUCAAGUUACUCUUCCUCCUCGCCACCGUCGCCGCCGUCGAUUCCGCCGCGGACGAUGCUGAUUCCGGUGAUCCGCAAGAGCUGGAUGCAAUGUGCACAGUCCUAAGGUCCAGUGGCUACAAUCUCUUCUGCAAUGCCAUCGCCACUUCUGACCUUCAAGUCCAACUCACCGCCAACGCCACCGUCGGCUUCAGUUCCUCCAUAAAAGUCACCGCCGGCGCCACCUUCACUCUCUUCUCCCCCAAAGACAAGUUUCUAUACACGCUCGACAUGGCCUCCGAUGCCGCGGAUUACGUCGCCGCUCUGCGUUACCACAUCGUCCCCAGCCGCGCUCUCGCCCUCUCCGACCUCAAAAGCCUCUCCUCCCCGUUCCUCGACACGCUCCUCCCUCACUACAGCAUUUUGAUCUACAAAACUGACAACGCCUCCGUCACUGUCGACGGCGUUAUGCUCUCGGAUCCGGAUCUUUAUCUCGGGUCGAAGAUCGUUGUUCACGGACUCGAUGGAAUUCUUUUGAGCGGUUAUAGCUCGCCGUACGAGGACUGCGACGGAGAGAAUGAAUCAGGGCUUAUUUCAUCGCCGGAUGAGGUUAACGCUCAUCACAUUUGCCUAAACUUCACGGCGCCAACACCGGCCGCGACGCCUACUGUACUACGAGCGGCUCCGACUCCUAGGGCACCAAUACCGGCCGCGAGGCCUACUGUACUACCAGCGGCUCCGAUUCCUAGGGCACCAGUACGGGCCGCGACGCCUAGAGUACAACCACCGCCUCCGACCGAAAAAAGAGGAACGGUUCCAGGACGUUCAAAGCGUGGUCAGUCCCAUCGCCAGGGAAUUAGAAGCGUUCCCCGGAGAGACCGCCGCCGCAAUAAUCACACUAAGGCCGGAGUAGAUUUAUCUGUAGUUUGA
Ipomoea nil (Japanese morning glory) is the source of this 945-nucleotide messenger RNA. Its product is annotated as fasciclin-like arabinogalactan protein 19. The coding region runs from base 1 to 945 and encodes 314 amino acids. The transcript has a single exon. The record is from RefSeq and is a predicted model, not a curated record. NCBI's taxonomy places the organism in Eukaryota, Viridiplantae, Streptophyta, Magnoliopsida, Solanales, Convolvulaceae.